Molecule: messenger RNA, 1709 nt
Organism: Equus caballus (horse)
Lineage: Eukaryota; Metazoa; Chordata; Mammalia; Perissodactyla; Equidae
Gene: WDR12
Product: WD repeat domain 12
Biological process (GO): ribosome biogenesis; maturation of 5.8S rRNA from tricistronic rRNA transcript (SSU-rRNA, 5.8S rRNA, LSU-rRNA); maturation of LSU-rRNA from tricistronic rRNA transcript (SSU-rRNA, 5.8S rRNA, LSU-rRNA)
Cellular component (GO): PeBoW complex; preribosome, large subunit precursor
Molecular function (GO): protein binding
Source: RefSeq, a predicted model, not a curated record
GCGGCGCAGCCUCGUGGUGCCUUCUUGCUGAGGAGCCCCGAGGAAAGGAAGCGGGGCCCGGUCUUGGACGGCAGCCUCUCGCUGCCCUGUGCCGUCUACUGUUGAGCUGCCUCCUCUUGCAGUCCUCAGAGACCAGAGCGCCGGUCGUCCGACUGUUGCCCCGCGCGCAUCCGCAGGCAAGUCUCGUGUGUGCUCCCCGCCAUGGCUCAGCUCCAGACACGCUUCUUCACUGACAACAAGAAAUAUGCGGUAGAUGAUGUCCCCUUCUCAAUUCCUGCAGCCUCUGAAAUUGCUGACCUUAGUAACAUCAUCAAUAAAUUACUGGAGGCCAAAAAUGAGUUCCACAAACAUGUGGAGUUUGAUUUCCUCAUCAAGGGCCAGUUUCUGCGAAUGCCCUUGGUCAAACACAUGGAACUGGAAAACAUCUCAUCAGAAGAGGUUGUGGAACUGGAAUACGUGGAGAAGUACACCGCACCUCAGCCCGAGCAGUGCUUGCUGCACGAUGACUGGAUCAGUUCCAUCAGAGGGGCGGAGGAAUGGAUCCUGACUGGUUCUUAUGAUAAGACUUCUCGGAUCUGGUCCUUGGAAGGAAAGUCAAUAAUGACAAUUGUGGGACAUACAGAUGUUGUAAAAGAUGUGGCCUGGGUGAAAAAAGACAGUUUGUCUUGCCUGCUGCUCAGUGCCUCCAUGGACCAGACUGUCCUCCUGUGGGAGUGGAAUGUGGAGAGAAACAGUGUGAAAGCCCUGCACUGCUGCAGGGGUCAUGCUGGGAGUGUGGACUCCAUCGCCGUCGACAGCACAGGGACCAAAUUUUGCAGCGGCUCCUGGGAUAAGAUGCUAAAGAUCUGGUCUACAGUCCCUACAGAUGAAGAAGAUGAAAUGGAGGAAUCCACAAAUCGACCCCGAAAGAAACAGAAGACGGAGCAGUUGGGACUAACGAGGACUCCCAUUGUGACCCUCUCUGGCCACAAGGAAGCGAUUUCCUCCGUCCUGUGGUCAGAUGCUGAAGAAAUCUGCAGUGCAUCUUGGGACCACACAAUUAGAGUGUGGGACGCCGAGUCAGGCAGUCUUAAAUCAACUUUGACAGGAAAUAAAGUGUUUAAUUGUAUCUCCUAUUCUCCACUUUGUAAACGUUUAGCAUCUGGGAGCACAGAUAGGCAUAUCAGACUGUGGGAUCCCCGAACGAAAGAUGGCUCUUUGGUGUCGCUGUCCCUAACGUCACAUACAGGCUGGGUCACAUCAGUGAAGUGGUCUCCAACCCAUGAGCAGCAGCUGAUUUCAGGUUCUUUAGAUAACAUGGUCAAACUGUGGGAUACAAGAAGUUGUAAAGCUCCUCUCUAUGAUCUGGCUGCUCAUGAAGACAAAGUUCUGAGUGUAGACUGGACAGACACAGGGUUACUUCUGAGUGGAGGAGCAGACAAUAAAUUAUAUUCCUACAGAUACUCACCUACCACUUCCCAUGUGGGGGCAUGAAAGUGAAUGAUAAAUGUGACUACAGAGAUCCUUUCUAUAAAUGAACGCAGAUGCAGAAAGCAGAUUUUGAGAUUAAAGUUCAUAUAAUGUGUCACUCUCAGUAACAGUUAUCACUGUUUUUCUUUAUUUUGUAUUUAUUAUAUAACAGUUGUGUUUAUAAUCUAUAAAAUGUGGCCUGUAUUCUCUACAUUAUGCAAAUUCUUGAAAUUAAACUGAAUUUUGAAUUUCUUUUUAAA